Cajanus cajan (pigeon pea) is the source of this 1577-nucleotide messenger RNA. RefSeq names its product protein trichome birefringence-like 19. The record is from RefSeq and is a predicted model, not a curated record. Gene Ontology annotation, molecular function: O-acetyltransferase activity. Lineage: Eukaryota; Viridiplantae; Streptophyta; Magnoliopsida; Fabales; Fabaceae. Gene Ontology annotation, cellular component: Golgi apparatus.
UAUGAUUGCUACUAUAAAAGUUUCGUAGUAGAUUAGUAGUUUACUAUGUAUUAGCUAUUCAUCACAAUAUAUAUAUUAUUUUCUAAGUUGAAAUUUUUAGCACAAGCAUGUAAUGGAGGUUUUGAAAUGUAAGUGUGGUGCAGGAAACAUUCCCAAAGGGGUGUUCAUAUUACCACUCACUCUUCUUGUGAUGGUGUUACUCCUUCCUCUGGUCAUAGACUUGAAUGAAUCAUAUUUUAGUCUAUAUGGAAGCAGUUUGGAAACCCCAGAAAACAACAAGUGCAACAUAUUUUCAGGAAGUUGGGUGCCAUAUUCCAAAGGGUCUUUCUACAGUAAUGAAAGUUGCCCUUUCAUAGCGGAAAAGCAGAACUGCUUCAUGCAUGGGAGACCAGACAGAGAGUUCCUGAAAUGGAGAUGGAAACCUGAGGAAUGUGAGCUUCCGCUGUUUGAUGCCAAACAAUUUUUGAAGAUUGUUAGGGGAAAGUCCAUGGCUUUUGUUGGAGACUCAAUUGCCCGAAACCAGGCUGAGUCAUUGUUGUGCCUCCUAAAUAGUGUUGCUCGUCCUGUGGACAUUACAUCCAGAUACACAUCGAAGGACGACAAAUAUUUCAAAUGGUGGUUCUACGCCGAUUAUAAGUUCACCGUUGCAAUAUUAUGGUCACCCUUUUUCGUCAAAUCAAGUAAAGCAUACCUCAAAGACACAUCUUUCUACAACGCCGAGAACCUUUUCCUAGAUGAGCCAGAUGAAGCUUGGGCCAAUCACAUUCAAAUUUUUGACUACCUUAUUUUCUCUGCCGGACAAUGGUUCUUCCGACCAUUAACAUUCUACGAAAAUCGCCAAGUUGUCGGAUGUCAAAAGUGCCAUAACUUGACCACAGACCCUCUCAACUUGUACGGUUACAGAAACGCAUUCCGAACCGCUUUCAGAACUGUCAUAAACCUCAAAGGGUUCAAGGGGAUGGUGUUUUUGGUGACUCAUUCGCCGAACCACUUUGAGAAUGGAGAGUGGAACAAAGGUGGAGGGUGUAAUAGAACACUUCCCGUUAACAAGGAAGAUAAAGGGUUUUUGCAUCCCUACGCUCUCGAGGAAAUCUAUGAGACACAAGUGGAGGAAUUUGCAGCAGCGGAAAAGGAAGCCAGACAGAAAGGUUUGCGUUUUGGUUUGAUCAACAUAACUGAUGUGAUGCUCAUGAGGCCUGAUGGACAUCCUCAUAAGUAUGGCCAUAAUUUGGAUAGAAAUGUCAGCAUCAACGACUGCGUUCACUGGUGUAUGCCCGGUCCCGUUGAUACAUGGAAUCAGUUUUUGCUCCAUAUGAUCAAAAUCGGAAGCUUCUAAAUCUUUUCAAUGUAGCUUCAAAUUAUAUAUUAUACGUUUUCGUGAGUGUCUAUAACUUUAUUUUCUAAACUUAUGUUUCUAAAAUAGCAUACCAAAAUAUUCAAAGAUUGACCUACCUCUUCUUAAUACCGUAAGAAGAGCUUAUAUAUUUAUGUUUGAAUAUGUUAAAAUUUCAGAUUCUUUAGACAUAAUUUUCCAAAAUUUUGAUUAGAUAUUACAUCUAAUCCUAGUUAUCAUAAAU